Messenger RNA from Vitrella brassicaformis, 1229 nucleotides. NCBI's taxonomy places the organism in Eukaryota, Vitrellaceae. The record is from the annotation of a GenBank genome assembly.
CUGCUACACAAUUCAGCCCCUGGGUGUGUCUGUAUCCUGUUGUUGACUGCUGGGCCAGGCCAGGCCAUUUAAUCAUGUGUCCCUCUUCAUGGUGAGUUCGCUCAUGACGACUGACGCCUUGCCCUCCUUCUCCUGGUACACGUAGAGGACGAUGUUGGGCCCCUGCACCGCCAUCAACAUGAACGACGGAACCACCUCGCUGAACAGACAGGCAGCAGGCAGCACAGAAGGAGGAUAAGAAGACAUCACAGAAGGCUGGCUAUUCCCCAUUCACUCUGCACUGCACUACACUCACUUGCAGAAGGACUGGAAGGCCCCCGUCGCCGACCCGGGAUUGAUAAAGAACUUCCCCUGAUUGAUACAUGACCAACACCGCACUGACUAUGCCCGUGUCCCUCAUCCAGCUCGUCCAUGCCCGCUGGGUGCCUUCGUACCUGCACUUCUGCGACGCUGUCCUUAUGUGUGUGUCCGCUGACGAGCACGUCGCAGUCGAGUUUCCUCUGCCAGUAUGAGAGUGCCUCCCGGUCGCCCCAGGGGAUCACCUGAUGGCCGUGGAUCAGACCCACCUUGAAGUCACCUAUGUGCACCACCUUCGUCUCGGGGAAGUCAAACCCCUGAGGGGAGGGACACACAACCAGCACCACACAUGACCGACACACACAUGCACACACAAGGGGGUGUCUGACUGGCGGACCGUGUCCAUAUCGCCCUUGACGAUGUGCAGGUUGCCCAGUGCCUUGAGCUGCUCCAGCACAGCCUUGGACCCAACGUUUCCCGUGCACAGCACAUGGCGAAUCUUGUCAGUCGGAUACUGAUCAUGACAGACACCAACACACACAGCAAGUAAUGCAGCACACGCCAUCCGAUGACGCCGCUGUUUCUCCGCCGGUUGCUUCACUCACUGACCAGCAGUUCCUGGAAGCAAGACGGCAUCUCAGAUGCCCUCUGAGGGAUGUGAAAGUCGCCUAUCAGCAACACAAGCUGCACACACACCAAACACAGACACACACACACACACACCGCCAGUUUAGCUACUCCACACGAUGUGUGUAUGUGAUGUGCUGCUGCUUACGUCACCGAAGUCGGUGAAGUUGCUCCCCAUGGCGGAGCGCCGCUCUACUUCUUCUUUUGGAGUGUGAUGAGUCGAAUCGGCAAGAUCUGCACCUUCAAACAACACACCGCCUUCCGGCCGUCAGAUCCGUCCUAAAGGGCGUUGUGUUUUCAGCAGC